Messenger RNA from Bemisia tabaci, 6465 nucleotides. It is a transcript of the gene S6kII, whose product is annotated as Ribosomal protein S6 kinase II. Gene Ontology annotation, molecular function: protein serine/threonine kinase activity; magnesium ion binding; ATP binding. Gene Ontology annotation, biological process: intracellular signal transduction; protein phosphorylation. The record is from RefSeq and is a predicted model, not a curated record. NCBI's taxonomy places the organism in Eukaryota, Metazoa, Arthropoda, Insecta, Hemiptera, Aleyrodidae.
AUAGUUGAGUCAACUCGGACUAAAUUUUUGAAAUUAUUCGCAGUUCGUAUUCGACUAAAUCCAAAUCGCGAAUCAGUUCAAUACCUUUCGUGGUAAAUAUUUUAGGAGUAACACAAUAAUUACGUGUUGCAUUUUUCUUUGAAGAAUCCUUGUAUCUGUCAUUUUAUAUACUGGGAUAUUUUCGUAUUCAAUAAUUUAUUCAAGUGCUCGCUUGAUAUUUUUGAUAAGCAAGAGUGGGAUUUUCGCGGAUCAAAAAUCCUCGCGCGUUUUCAAUGCUGUGUCGUGAGCCGGUAUCAGAGUGUGAUUACGAAACUCGCAGAAUUCCGCCGAGCAAUCAUGAUCGAGUUCAAUAUCAAGAAGCAGAUCAAUAAGGCUGUCUACAAGCUCCUUUGCGGGGCUGUCCAUCACUCCUGCUUUUUUCGGAAUAUUCACCACCGGUCGGUCUCAUCAAUGGUGGCACCAAACCAGCCGAAGGUGUGCAAGCAGCAGGAGAAUGAAGAGCUGGAGAUCGACGAUGACUCGCACGAAAUCGAGCUCCGGGAGGUCAUCAAAGAGGGUCACGACAAGGCAGACCCCGGCCAAUUCGAGCUCCUCAAAGUCCUAGGACAAGGCUCUUUUGGAAAGGUAUUUUUAGUUAGAAAAGUCGUCGGGCCAGAUAGCGGAACUCUUUAUGCCAUGAAAGUUCUUAAAAAAGCAACUUUAAAAAUUAAAGAUCGAAUUAGAACAAAAAUGGAAAGAAAUAUCUUGGUGGAUGUGAGGCAUCCGUUCAUCGUUCGUCUCCACUAUGCAUUUCAAACCGAAGGAAAACUUUAUUUAAUUCUAGAUUUUCUUAGAGGUGGUGACCUGUUUACCCGGUUAUCCAAGGAGGUUAUGUUCACAGAAGAAGAUGUCAAAUUUUACCUAGCAGAAUUAGCGUUAGCUUUAGAUCAUAUACACAGCUUAGGAAUAAUUUAUAGAGACUUAAAACCUGAAAAUAUUUUACUGGAUGCAGAUGGCCAUAUUUCGCUAACAGAUUUCGGCUUGAGCAAACAGCCUCUAGAUGAUCAAAAAGCGUUUUCAUUCUGCGGCACUGUUGAAUAUAUGGCCCCAGAAGUCGUCAAUAGAAAAGGACAUUCGUUUGCUGCAGACUGGUGGUCUUUCGGAGUAUUAAUGUAUGAAAUGUUGACGGGGUCGUUACCGUUUCAAGGAGCAAAUAGAAAAGAAACAAUGACGCAAAUUUUAAAGGCAAAACUUGGUAUGCCACAAUCUCUCUCUCAGGAAGCCCAGCUUUUGUUACGAGUACUAUUUAAAAGAAAUCCCCUGAACCGAUUAGGCUCUGGACCCGGAGGUGUUGAAGAAAUCAAAGCGCAUCCUUUCUUUGCAACGAUAGACUGGGCAAAGCUCUAUCGGAAAGAGAUUCAACCUCCCUUCAAACCUGCUGUCAGUAGAGCGGACGAUGCAUUUUAUUUUGAUAGUGAAUUUACUUCCAAAACUCCAAAAGAUUCUCCAGGCAUACCUCCUAGUGCAAAUGCUCAUGAACUGUUUCGGGGCUUUAGUUUUGUUGCCUCAUGUCUUAUAGAUGAAGAAGGCAUGAUGGGAAAUGAUGUUCCUGUUCGCUCUAAAGUUGAACCAAUUAAUAAGUUAAAUAAUUUUACAAAGAGAAACCUACAAGAUGAAUAUGAAUUAAAAGGAGAAAUUGCAAAGGGGAGCUACUCAGUCUGCAAGCUAGGUGUUCACAAAGCAUCAAACAUAGAAUACGCUGUAAAAAUUAUAGAUAAAUCGAAAAGAGACUGCCAAGAAGAAAUCGAAAUUCUACUCAGAUAUGGCCAUCAUAAGAACAUUGUUACUUUGAGAGAUGUUUAUGAGGAUGAGAAACACACCUAUUUAGUAAUGGAAUUAAUGCGAGGAGGCGAGUUAUUGGAUAGGAUAAUGAAUCAAAAGUGUUUUUCGGAAAGAGAAGCAAGCUCUGUAAUGAACACAAUCGUUUCUACCGUACAUUAUCUUCAUCAGCACGGUGUUGUGCACCGUGAUCUAAAGCCAUCUAAUAUCCUGUAUGCAAACGAAUCUGCAUCCGCGGAUGCAUUAAGGAUCUGUGAUUUUGGCUUCGCCAAACAACUUAGAGCAGAAAAUGGCUUGUUAAUGACACCCUGUUACACUGCGAACUUUGUAGCUCCCGAGGUGCUGAAGCGACAAGGAUAUGAUGCUGCUUGUGAUAUUUGGUCACUCGGAAUACUACUUUACACACUCUUGGCAGGACACACUCCUUUUGCCAGUGGGCCAAAUGAUACGCCUGAAGAAAUUUUGCGAAGGAUUGCUGAAAGCAAACUCGACCUACGGUCUGGAAAUUGGGCUAACAUCUCUCAAAGUGCGAAGGACUUAGUUGCAAAAAUGUUGCAUUUAGAUCCUCACAAGAGACCCACUGCAAGCCAAACACUUCAACACCCAUGGCUCACCAACCGAAAUCAAUUGUCAACUUUUAGGCUUCAACUUCAAGAAUCGUCCAUCAUUAAGGGAGCCAUGGCAGCAACUUACCGUGCAAUGAGCCAAUCUCCACCUGCACCAAAUUUAGGUCCCAUCGCAAUGAGCAAAUUAGCUCAGCGUCGUCAGAAAUCAAGACCAACGAGUAAAUCCUCAACCGAGUCCUUGGACAAGUUGUAACCAGGCAGCUCUUCAGCCACAAAUCUGCCAUUGGUGGAUCUUUGAGACAUUGGAAAUAGGUGCAGUCUCCGAAGUUUCACCCUUGUAUGUUAAGUUUUUUACUUCAUCAGAUUUUUCUCCGGUAAAAACAAUUGUGAUAUUGUAGUUCUCCGGCAAGCAGUUUUUGCCGAGGAAAAUUUAAUUCUAACCAAACAAAAAAUAUAUUCGGUAGUUGUAAAUUUUAAAGAAAAUUGAUAAUUUAUGUUCGCAACAGAUGAUCGUAUUUUCUUUAUAUUUUUAAUGAUCCAAUCUACAUGUACAUAGAUGUACAUUUUAGAAUCGUUUGUUAUUUAGGUAUUAAUACGUGUAAAGAGAGGCAAAGAAUGGAGACACCUGUUUUUUCUUUUUUCCUCUUUCUCUCUCAUUCAAUUCAGUAUUUAUUUAUUUUUUUUUUAGGGGGGGGGGGGGGUAGUAUUAGAGGAGUUAGUGCUUGAAUCGCAUACCAAAGUAAAGUUUGGAUGAGAAAAAUCAAAUGAAAUAUCUCUCACCCUAAAGUAUUAUGUAUUUACAGACAAGAAUCUACUAUCUAACUAUUUAUGCUGCAGACAUUCUGGUAUUUUUCUCUGAAAUGAUUCGUUUUGCAGUAGGCUUUCUCCUAAUUUUUGUCAAUUAUACACAAAAAUACUUUGCAAGUUGAGUUCACAAUAAUCUGAAUAAAAAAAAGGUCACUGCUAUAAUUUAAGCAAUUUAAACUAUAUUUUUGCUUGAAUUUGUCUGGAAACCCCUCUGUAGGUUAUUGGAGGCAUUUUCAGUGAAGAAUGGUUCAUAAAUCUCUGUUUGGGUAUUAUGGAUGUGCCAAUGUCCCUAUUCUUGGUAAAUUGUUUCUACAAAUACUAUGAACCCAAAAAAAGUUGGAAUAUCUAUUUAGUUCUAAUGAUUUUUCCUCCACUUUAUGGAGAACUUUGCCCCGAACACCGUACUCAACUGUUGUCAAUAAUGGGAAAGCCAUUGAUCUCUUUCAUGUGAAGGAAGCUCUUUUGGUACAUUUUGUAUGCAGAGGAAGUAAUUAUUAGCUGUCAAGCUAUCUUUAGAUAGAUCAUCUUUUUUUAGGGUAUCUCUGAGAGUGGAUAGCUGGCAAACUGGUCCUUUUAUUAAAGAGGACAAACCGCCUUAAAUUUUUUCCGGCUUUAGCCUUGAUAACAGCCCUCUCUUAUUUUAUGUUUCCAUUCAGCUAAUCUUGUUUCAUAGCUUGCCUGAACCCUUUUCUUGCGAUUUUUCCUCUUUUUCAAUGUUUUGAACUCAUUUGAACCGAACCAGCAGAAAUUUUUCUAUUCUUGCGUUUUUACUUAAUUUUGACUGAUUGUCUUUAUUUGCUGUUGAUACAUGUAAUUAUGGAAUUUUAUUGUAAAGUGCUUUGAACUGCAUACUCUAUUCACACUGAGUAGAACAAUCACUCAUGUUUGCAUAUAAUAUGUGUUACUGUUCAUGGAACAUGCUUAUUGCAUGGGUUAUAAAACAAGCAGGCAAAUCUGAGUUAAAUUCUGUGAAAUGAAAGUAAUUAAAUGAGACUUUUCCAGUAUUCCUGCAUUAUUACAAAAUAGACUGUAAUCCCUCACAUUUUUUGCUAUCUCUGAUUUCAUAUUUGAAGAAAGAUCCUGAAAUCAUUUCGUUGCUACUCAGCUCAGCUUCUCCAGUACUUUCGCACAAGAGAAUCAAAUAUGUUUUGUGCAGCACUCCUUUAAGCUUCUGUCUUCCCUAAACCAUUCUCCUUUUUUCAUUUUCACCCAUGUUAAUUCUAAAUAACAAAUUAGUCACAUUUAAGUUUAAAUUUUUUGUGUUGAUUUUCAUUUAGAAUCUGAACGAUUGACUAUAGGAGUGAAUUAUUUUUUCUAAUCCAACCCAUAAAUGUAUGGUAACAUCCAGUAAUGUAAUGGUUUGGAUCAAUUUGUUGAAGCUAUGCCAUAACAAAGAGUAAAUUUGCACAUUGUCCUCUGACAUUAAUUUUUUUGUGUUGCAAAAUAGUUGGCCUUUUUUUAUUUGUUACGUUUGUUAAAAUAACUCUUUUUCCAGCUGUGAAUUAUUAAUUCAUCCCAGUUUUAAUCAUCAAACCCCAGAAAAAUUGUUACUAUUGCACCCUGGACUGUGUUAAAACAAAUAUUGCUUUUUUUUUUUAAUUAUUCAGGAACUCUCACCUUGAUCUAGCAGGUAGAAUUUUUUAGUCCCUAAAUUAUGAUUUAUCCUAUGAUUUUAGAACCUAAGUACAUAAGAUAUUUGUCAUGGCCAAUACUAGUGGGCCAAUGGGUUGCUUCAAAUUGAGAGCCACUGAUGUAAUGUUCAAACGAUGAGAUGAACAAUUACACAUUCACUCUUCUUUUUAUCUCAUAUUCUUCUGUUGUUCAAAGGCAAACAAAAAUGUUCUUUCUUUAGCCUUCUUUUGAGAAAAAUUUGAAGUCCUGAAAUCAACUUUUGGAGAAAAAAUAAUCUUGCACCAAGAAAGUAUUGUGUUUUGAAGUAGGUAUUUCCUUCUUUGUGGCUUCACUCACAGGUGUUCAGUGAGCAGUAGAUGAAAAAGUGUAGAGAGAAUUCCAGUUGUAACUUAAAAAGCAUAACUACCACUGGUAUUUUUCCAAAUCUAAUACAUGCAGCAGUUAGAAAAUACCCAAGUAAAUUUGAUCAUUUUAAGUUUGUCAGAGAUCAAAAAGGAAAUGUUGGCCCAUUUAUCCACAUCUGCCACCUCUAAUUUUUCUCAUUUCUUCCUGUCAAAACUCUCAAAUUUUUCAUCCUUACAUUUCUAGCCUGAAGAUGAAUACACUAAGUUAAUAUGUAUUUCAGCCUGAUUUAUGCAUUAUUCAAUGCAUGCUUUACAUAAGUAUUUCAUUUUUUUUCUCUCUCUCUCUCUCAAAAUAAUAUACCUUGAAUACUGAGCUGUGUAUCAAACCUGAGUGAUUAUUUGACUCUUUGCCCGAUAGCUUUGAUUUGUGUAAUUUCUUGGCUCCGAUUUAAGCUCUCAAAAGUCAACUUUUAAGUGGCCUUAGUUAAAUUCACGUCAUGAGAGUUUGUAUGUUCAUCACGAAGAUGACCUAAAAUGAAUGCAGGUACUUCUCUGGAAUCCUCAUGCAAUCAACUUGCAAGAAAUGAAAAAAAUUUGGUGUUUGAUAUUGACAAUUGUCAACGAAAAUCCCAAUGAGCUCUAAUGAUAGCUGCCUAAUCCAUUCUGAAGUGUAACAGAAUCGUCUCCACAAGAAGAUUAUAGGAGUCUUUUUUAUGGCUGAAUUUCUACUAAACCGAAGAAUAUAUCUUGCUGAAACUUAAUUAAUUUAAAUUUAAGUGUACUAACUUAUUAAUAAGACAAAUAAGGCCUCAGAAAACUGAUUAAAAUUUAAGAGAAACUAGUUUGGAAAUCUUAGCAUUACUGUUUUGGUUCAAAUGAUCUAGGGUAAGUGAAAAGUGAUAAGUUUUUGACUGUGGGAGUACCUGUAUUUAUUGUAGAUUAUCCUCAUUUUAAGUGAAAUCCGAGUAAUUAAUGAAACAAUCUUCAACUGAGAUCUAGUUUCUUUCCAUCCUUCUUUUUGUUUUCAAAGAUAGAACUGUUUCCCUGUUUUUGAUGUCCUGCAACUAACCUCAGUCGUUAAGACUUGAAGCUUUACUAUUAUCUACCUUGACUUAUUAACUUGAUGUGCAAUAAAUCAGGGCAUCAAUUACUGUUUAGCUAAGAAAUCUCAGUAAUCCAUUGUUUGCUUCAUUUUAAGUACAAUCAGGUGUUUUUUUUCUAUAUCUUGUAAUUGUUGUUGAAAACUCAACUCAUGUGCACUGAGUCAAUUUUUGUUCAUAAACUGUUUGUUUCAUCUA